Selaginella moellendorffii is the source of this 1165-nucleotide messenger RNA. RefSeq names its product UDP-N-acetylglucosamine--peptide N-acetylglucosaminyltransferase. The record is from RefSeq and is a predicted model, not a curated record. NCBI's taxonomy places the organism in Eukaryota, Viridiplantae, Streptophyta, Lycopodiopsida, Selaginellales, Selaginellaceae. The transcript is spliced from 9 exons. Gene Ontology annotation, molecular function: protein binding. Bases 37 to 999 code for a protein of 320 amino acids.
UUCUUCCACGCAAGCCCUAAGUUUGAUAUUCUUCUCAUGGCUCAUGGCUUAUGCUGCGCCUGGCGGGAAUGUCGCUCGUCGCUAGGGCAUUGGAGCUCGCCGAUGGGCCGGAGCGAUGCGAGGAAGGGAGCUAGGAGGGGAUUGCUGCUGGGAGCAUCGAUUUUCUUUACAGGGUUAUGCGCCGUGGAGAGGCGGACAGCGCUCGCCUGGUUUCCGGCCAAGAUCGAUGCCGCCAGGGCUCCACAGCACCCGUUUGAUGCUGCCGAUCAGAGGCUCAGGAAUGCCGCCAUGACAUUCGAGCAGGCGCUUCGAUCGAGCACUGUUGAAGAAGAGGAGAGGCUGUGGACGAAAGUGAUUGAUAGCUGUGAAGGCGUGGAUGCCGAAUGGGUUCCUGAUAUUUUAUCUCGGGCUUACGGCAAUAGAGGAAAUUCACGCAGCAGACAGGGAAAAAUCCAGGAAGCUCUCGCAGAUUAUGAUCGCUCCAUACUUCUGGCUCCAUACGCGGUGGAUCCUGUGUUGAACCGAGGAGUAGCGUUGGAAAGUCUGCGCAUGUUUGAGAAAGCCACGGCAGACUACAUAGCUGUUCUUCAGAGUCAACCAGAUGAUCCCGCUGCAUGGAAUAAUCUUGGAAAUGUUCAGGGAGCUCUUGGCCGCUGGAGCGAAGCUCUUAAGUGUUAUGGAAAGGCCACUAAGCUCUCCCCUCAAUAUGCGUUUGCUGCUGGAAACUAUGCGUUGGCUCUCUAUCAAACAGGCCGAGAAAAUGAAGCAAUCAGACAAUUUCGAUCUCUUUUGAGAAAGUAUCCGGAGUUUCCAGAUAUAAGAGCAGCACUAGCUGUUUCAUUGUACGCACAGGGCUCAAGAGCAGAAGCGGAAACCAACUGGUCGCGGCUUGAGGAUGGACGCUACAAGGAUCGAAGCUGGAUUCGAAAUACUCGCAGAUGGCCGCCCAAGCUUGCAGAUGCUUUGGAUGCCUUUCUAGAGAUACGGGUGCCAGUUUAAGCAGGAAUCAUGUUCUUGACGAAAACAAACUUAUAAAGAGCUGGAAAAGUUGGAAGAAUUAUCUAUGAAGUUAAGUAGGAUAAUACGUCGAAGCUAUGUCGGGAGCUCUAUCUGAUGAGGCUGUAGGCCAACUCUUCAACAAGGCUAUUGAAAAUACUUCCUUCAA